Messenger RNA from Musa acuminata AAA Group (dessert banana), 2076 nucleotides. Its product is annotated as pyruvate kinase 1, cytosolic-like. Gene Ontology annotation, cellular component: cytoplasm. The transcript is spliced from 16 exons. Gene Ontology annotation, molecular function: potassium ion binding; pyruvate kinase activity; magnesium ion binding. NCBI's taxonomy places the organism in Eukaryota, Viridiplantae, Streptophyta, Magnoliopsida, Zingiberales, Musaceae. Gene Ontology annotation, biological process: glycolytic process. The record is from RefSeq and is a predicted model, not a curated record. Bases 152 to 1735 code for a protein of 527 amino acids.
CGGUCACUAAAAGAGGGGAUCCGAGGCUGUGCUGUCGACUGUUUCCUCCACUCUGCCCGUCCUCCGACGAUCCAGCGAUCUCGAUCUCCUCCUCUCCACCGCCGGCUGUCGUUGGUGCUGCAGCAGCAGAAGCCAAUAGUGAUAAGGAAGAAUGCAUUCCACGCACCUUCUUCUCGAGGAACCCAUCAGGAUGGCCUCCAUCCUCGAGCCAUCGAAGCCGAGUUUCUUCCCUGCGAUGACCAAGAUCGUGGGGACGCUCGGCUCCAAAUCACGGUCGGUGGAGGUGAUCUCUGCCUGCCUCAAGGCCGGCAUGUCAGUGGCGCGAUUUGACUUCUCGUGGGGAGACGUCGAUUAUCAUCAGGAGACCCUGGAAAAUCUCAAGGCAGCUAUUAAGAGCACCAAAAAGUUCUGCGCAGUCAUGUUAGAUACUGUGGGUCCAGAGUUACAGGUUGUGAACAAAAGUGAGAAGGCCAUCUCGCUUGAGGCUGAUACUUUGGUUGUUUUAACGCCAGAUCAGGAGCAGGAAGCAUCAUCCCAGCUGUUGCCUAUAAACUUUAGUAAUUUGUCAAAGGCAGUGAAGCCAGGAGACACAAUAUUUAUUGGCCAAUACUUGUUUACUGGAAGUGAAACUACUUCUGUUUGGUUGGAGGUUGCUGAGUUGAAAGGAGAUGAUGUGGUCUGCAAAAUAAAAAACACUGCUACUCUGACUGGGUCACUGUUCACACUUCAUAUAUCUCAAAUCCGUGUUGACUUGCCAACACUUACUGAAGCUGACAAAAGUGUAAUAAGUACAUGGGGUGUCCGCAACAAAAUCGAUUUCCUUUCAUUAUCUUAUACAAGGCAUGCAGAAGAUGUUCGGCAAGCUCGGAAAUUCCUGUCGAAGUUAGGUGAUCUUUACCAAACCCAAAUAUUUGCAAAGAUUGAGAAUGUAGAGGGUCUCACACACUUUGAUGAGAUUCUACAAGAAGCAGAUGGUGUUAUUCUUUCACGUGGGAAUCUCGGAAUAGAUCUCCCACCUGAGAAGGUGUUUCUAUUUCAAAAGGCAGCUGUCUAUAAAUGUAACAUGGCUGGAAAGCCAGCAGUUGUCACACGUGUGGUUGACAGCAUGACCGACAACUUGAGACCAACACGUGCAGAAGCAACUGAUGUGGCAAAUGCGAUACUGGAUGGUAGUGAUGCAAUCCUUUUAGGUGCUGAAACUCUUCGAGGAUUGUACCCUGUUGAGACUAUUUCAAUUGUGGGUCGAAUUUGUUAUGAGGCAGAGAAGGUUUUCAACCAGGAUUUGUACUUCAAGAAAACUGUGAAAUAUGUUGGAGAACCAAUGACCCACCUGGAGUCCAUAGCUUCAUCAGCUGUGCGUGCUGCUAUUAAAGUCAAGGCUUCUGUGAUAAUUUGUUUCACUUCAUCCGGACAAGCUGCAAGGUUAAUUGCAAAAUAUAGGCCAACUAUGCCUGUACUAUCUGUGGUCAUCCCUCGGCUUAAAACAAACCAACUUCGGUGGAGUUUCAGUGGUGCUUUUGAAGCUAGGCAAUCGCUCAUAGUUAGAGGCCUUUUUCCCAUGCUUGCUGAUCCUCGCCACCCUGCUGAGUCAACCAGUGCCACCAACGAGUCAGUUCUAAAGGUUGCUCUCGAUCAUGGCAAGGCCUCUGGUCUGAUCAAGUCUCACGAUCGAGUAGUUGUGUGCCAGAAAGUCGGGGAUGCUUCAGUGGUGAAGAUUAUCGAGCUGGAAGAUUGAAAAGUUGUUGGUCCGCAAAGUUCCAGCGAGCUGACUGAAUGCGCUCUAAUUUUGUUUUGUCGCAUUUUCUUAGGGAGUCUAUCAAAUAAACUCUCAUCCAGCAAAUAGUAUCUCAAAUAUAACCUAAAUAAGCUUCAAGCGCUCCGCAAUUGAGAAAUUGCACUACACUAGUUUAUUUUUGCUGUGUUAUUUCCGCAACAGCCAUUGGCAUGGGAUUUCUAGUUGGUUUCUUAUCAUCAAGUCUGUUGUGGACCAAUCUCUAUGUUGGAGAACUGCAUGUCUCGUUUGUGUUUUACCUACCAAUUUUAGCUCAUCCGUAUCAGACUACCAUUUGCUUUCCA